ACAACCAACAGAUUACAGCCUUUUAAUCACUUCACUGGUGUUGCUCUGCACAAAACUGGCUCAGAAAGAUGAAACUCACAGUAUCGGCUUUCAUGCUUUUGAUCUGCACAGCUGCACUGCUGUCCACAACAGAGGGUAGACCUAAAAGCCAACAGCUAAGCUGCAGGUGCCCACGAAUGCAUUCAGAGCCAGCAAUUCCUGCUAAUAAAGUACUCUCACUGAGGGUUAUUCCUGCUGGACCAAUUUGCAAAAAUGAGAAUAUCAUUGCCACAAUGAAGAAAGGACAGGUGUGUCUUGAUCCUACUAAAGACUGGGUGAUUUCUCUCAACGAAGAAAUCAAAAAGAGGAACCUCAAGAGCCAACCAUGAAUGAUUAUCACUGUUCAAUUUUGUCAUCUCUGGGUGAUACACACUGCAAAUUUUAAAGAGUGAAUUUAACUCCCUCAGAGAUGAAAUUAACAUUUACCCAGUGUAUAUAUGGAUACCAAUGGUAAAGUGUUAAACUAACACUUUUGAAUGAGUUAACAUUAUUAACAUUCUGACAGUGUUACUAAGAAACUCUAAAAGGUAAAAUAUUAACACCAGAAUGGAUGAUGAGAACACCAGUGUUGGUGUUCAAAGUAAACUCUCAUGGAUUAACUGGUCAACACUGCACCAGUGUUCACGCAAAAAUAUUAACAAAUAAACUAAAUAAACAAAUAAACUCUUUUUUUAAACAUUGUAAAA
This is a messenger RNA of Cyprinus carpio (common carp), 725 nucleotides long. Its product is annotated as interleukin-8. Gene Ontology annotation, molecular function: chemokine activity; CXCR chemokine receptor binding. NCBI's taxonomy places the organism in Eukaryota, Metazoa, Chordata, Actinopteri, Cypriniformes, Cyprinidae. Gene Ontology annotation, cellular component: extracellular region. The record is from RefSeq and is a predicted model, not a curated record. Gene Ontology annotation, biological process: cellular response to lipopolysaccharide; chemokine-mediated signaling pathway; inflammatory response.